GCAUAGAAAAAUAAAAGUGUUCAUGAGAUGUGUAUAAUAUGAACUGGCUAAUGAACUUAACAAGAGAGUACAAGAAGUCUAUAUAAAAUUUUUUUUUCCAAAAAAAAUCUUAAAGAAUGCAACAAUAGGUAACUGGAUGCAACAUAACUACUGCAAAGAUAGAUUAGCAUAAAAUGGUUACAAGACUGAGAUGAAAGAAACAUUUCCCACCAAAAAGGUAUAUGGGUCUUGUCACCUCAAAACAAAUUAUCGCUAUUCAGAUAGUGAGAGAUCAAAUUGUUGUUGUGUAAGUUACGCUUUAAAAUCUCCAAGUCAAUCUAAACAGUAACAGAAAAGAUUUCAAAGUUUAUUUUAUAACUACAAAAUAUGAUUCUCGACACAUCAAUUUUGAAAAUAAGAGGAAAAGUAACUGCCUAUAGUAAAAAAAAAAAACCCCUUUGAGAUGGGGUGCCCAAGCAAUCCCAUAACCCUGCAAGUGACCUCCAAGGGCAUGCGACUUGGUGGUUAGAAUUAAGGAUUUGUCAAGGCAUCCAUCCCCCCCUCCUUCAAGGGGACUUACAUCUUGAUCAAUCUUAGACUAAGAUAUCUCUGUGAGAAUAUUAUGGAAUUACGUAUUAUGGAAUUAUGAAAAUAUGUCAAUUAGGUUGAUUUUGUGAAUAUUCGAUUGAUUGUUGAUUGAUUGUAUAGAAUUAUUCCUCUUAUAGAUUAGGGUUUAGGAUUGCUAUAAAUAUUGGUUGUAAUCUUUGUAUUACGUACAAUUGAAUAUACAGAAAAGCUUUCAGAAAUCUUACGUGGUAUCAGAGUUUGGUACGAAACCCUAACAGCAUUACACUUUGGUCGUUGCUUCUGAUUUCUGGUUCUCUCAAUCGAGCUCUCUGUUUGUGAUCGCUCGUUGGGUGGUCACCAACUGAUUCCUGUGGUUGUCCUUUGUCUCUCCCUCAAGCUCCUUGGUCACGAUUGUUGGAUGGUUGCCAGAAUCACGAUUCGUCAUCAUCCAUCGCGACUCGUCAUCAUCCGUGACCUCUAGUUGGGUCAUCAGGUCGCAAGUUGAAUCUAUGGUUCUCUGGUCUCUGCAUUCGACUUCUGGUUCGUCUCUCUUGGUGCGGUGAACGUGGAGUUCGUCUCUCCUUCAGUCUCUCUCUGGUUUCGUCUCUCAAAAUCUGCACUAUUCUCAGCUUCGACCUCCUUCAACUUCGAUCUCCUUCGGUGGUUCUAAGCACUAUUCUCAAAAUAUGCUUGCGUCUUAUACUCAAUAUCUUAUUUUCAGGUUUAUUACAUUUACAACCCCCAGGUUUCUCGUUAUUACCCUUUGCCUCCUGGUUGCCCAUUUUGGGUUUAUUACACUUCAACCUCUCAAACUUCUGGUUAUUAUGAUGCCUCUAGCUUUUGAUGAGUGUGCCUUCUACCAUCAGAGGGGUCAUUGAAAGUAUCAUUGUCCCAAGAAGGAAUGUUUGUCUGCUUUGCCAGUGUUUGCCUUGUCUUCUCAGCAAUUUCCGAUCAAGUUCUACGCUCCUUCUCUAAGUACCAUUCGGCCUCCCACUGGUUCUCCUGCAUCUGCUUCGGUUCCUGAUCCUGACUUGGCUUCCUUGACUGCUCAGAUUAGUCAGCUUCAGCAUACAUUGUCUACCUCUCAGUCAUCCCUGUCUGCCUCCAUUGCUUCCUCUCUUCAUUUAGGUUUGCUAGGGUCUUCUUCAGGUAUUUCUUCGUCUGUCUGGCUUUUUUACUCUGGUAGCUCUCAUCAUUUGACUCCCCAUCUCUCCUUACUUCAAAAUUGUAUUCCCCCUCCCUUUCCUAUUACUGUCAAUGCUGCUAAUAGGUCUGAUAUGUCUGUUAUAUCUAUUGGGUCUGUCCUACCGUCUGCUAUGUCUGUUGUCUCUAUUCCAUCUGUCUAGUUUAUUAUCUAUCAGUCAGCUUAAUGCCUCUAAUUUUGAUGUUAUUUUUUCUUCUUCUAUCUGUUCUGUGCAGGAUCGGAUGUCUAAGCAGCAAAUUGGGACUGGCCGUAGAGUUGGGGACCUCUAUGUGGUAGAGAGCUUGCUUCUGCCUUUGACAACCUCUCCAACUACCUCUACAGAAAAUUAGUGCUUGGGAGUUAGUUCCUUUGCCUGCUGGUAAGAAUCUAGUUGGUUGCAAAUAGGUCUACAAAGUCAAGACUCAUUCUAAUGGUUCUCUUGAGCGCAACAAAGCUCGUUUGGUUGCCAAAGAUUUCUCACAGAAAUAUGGUAUUGAUUAUGAGGAAACUUUUACUCCUGUGGCAAAAAUGACUAUUGUCCAUACUUUAUUCUCUUUCACUGUUGUUCGUUCUUGGCCUCUUUAUCAGAUGAAUGUUAAGAAUGCUUUUCUUAAUGGUCAUCUCACCGAAAAAAUUUACAUGCGUCCUCCCCCUAGUCUUCGCCAUUCCUCUUGACAGGUUUGUCGCCUUCGGCGUGCUCUGUAUGGUCUGAAAUAAUCUCCUUAUGCUUGGUACACUCUCUUUGAAACUGCUGUUACUGAGCUUGGAUUUCAUCCUUGUGCCCAAGACUCUACUUUAUUUCUUCUCCACACCUCUGAUGGAUUUGUUAUGUUAUUACUAUAUGUGGAUGAUAUGAUCAUCACUGGUUCUGACUCUUCUGCUAUAUAUAAGGCCAAGCAGCAUCUUUUUCGCACCUUUGAAAUGAAGGAUCUAGGCCCUUUACGGUAUUUUCUUGGUAUUGAGGUAGCGUCUUCUUCCAAGGGCUACUUUCUCUCUCUGGCUAAGUAUGCCAAUGAGGUUAUUCAUCGUGCCAGUCUUACUGACAUUAAGAUUUCUGAUAUCCACAUUGAGCUUAAUGUCAAGCUCAACACUACUGAUGGUGUUCUUCUGGAUAAUCCUACUUUAUAUCGAGAGCUUGUGGAUUGCUUAGUCUAUCGGACAGUUACACAUCCUGAUCUUGCCUAUGUUGUUCAUGUGGUUAGCCAAUUUGUCUCUGUUCCUCGCUCCCCACAUUGGGCUGCAUUGGUUCGUAUUCUUCACUAUCUCCUGAGUACUAUCUUUCAAGAUUUACUAUCGUCUUCUACUUUGGAAGAGCAAAAAACAGACUGUUAUUGUGCAUUCCACUGCCAAGGCUAAGUACCGUGCUAUAGCUUAUACCACUGCUGAGAUUGUUUGGCUUCACUGUCUCUUAACUGCUUUAGGUGUCCCUCAGUCUUCUCCGACCUCCCUUUACUAUGACAAUCGCAGUGCUAUUCAGAUUGCACAUAACACUGUCUUUCAUGAGCGGACGAAGCACAUUGACAUUGAUUGUCAUUUUGUCCGUCAACAUUUGCAAUCUGGUUUCCUCUCGCUUCCUUUCGUCUCUUCGACAUUGCAACUUGCUGAUUUCUUUACGAAGACUCACACCACUGCUCGAUUUCAAUUUCUUCUUGACAAACUUUCAGUGCUUUCUACUAAAACACCUUGAGUUUGAACAGAGGUGUGAGAAUAUUAUGAAAUUAUGGAAAUAUGUCAAUUAGGUUGAUUUUGUGAAUAUUCGAUUGAUUGUCGAUUGAUUGUAUAGAAUUAUUUCCUCUUAUAGAUUAGGGUUUAGGAUUGCUAUAAAUAUUAGUUGUAAUCUUUGUAUUAAGUACAAUUGAAUAAACCGAAAAACUUUCAGGAAUCUUACAAUCACCACUAGAAGACAUUCUUCAUGCCAUCAUAAGAUACGUGGUAUGCUUCAUAUCUAAGGAGCAUGCCUCCAUUGACAUUCACUCUCCCUCCUAGAUCACCUGAUCUCUCACCCCGUUCACCUCGGGUAGUCUCUCACCAUUUCAGUGACUACCACAGUUCGUAUAGUGCUCUACAAUUUGGAAAACAUUCACAAUCAGAGGAUAACGCCAAUUGAAACUGUUGUUGAUGUAAAGAAGGAAGUUAUAUGAAAGCUCUGAAGAUAUCUAUACUAUCUAUUAAGUGAAGCCCAACUUUAGUCUCUUGAAGCUUUUGACACAUGAAAAUUAGAUAAUAAACUGAAUAAAUAAAUAAAAUCCUACACCUACACAUUCAGCAAUUCCCUCACUUAAUUGCCCAAUUACAUUAAAAAAAA
Messenger RNA from Camellia sinensis, 4034 nucleotides. The record is from RefSeq and is a predicted model, not a curated record. Lineage: Eukaryota; Viridiplantae; Streptophyta; Magnoliopsida; Ericales; Theaceae.